Molecule: messenger RNA, 1155 nt
Organism: Cydia pomonella (codling moth)
Lineage: Eukaryota; Metazoa; Arthropoda; Insecta; Lepidoptera; Tortricidae
Exons: 2
Coding region: 189-1007 (272 amino acids)
Molecular function (GO): nucleic acid binding; zinc ion binding
Source: RefSeq, a predicted model, not a curated record
AUGUGAUACUGAUAUGUAUGUAUGCAUGUCUAUGUGUGCGCGCGCACGCAUCCCAUUACCUACACAUACAAAGUCAGUAAUAAACCAGCUGUGCCUCGGUACGAUUGCGUUUCAUUGCUCCCCACUCUACCCACAUAUAUCUCAGUGGCGACGAGUCGUGUCUUACCCGCGCGUAACAAAAAAGUGACAUGGAGCAUUUUUUCGGAAAUUUGUCUGUUUUCGACCAUAAUUCCCAGGAAUGGGAGAUUUUUCAUAGUCGACUGUUGCAGUUUGUCAAAUUAAAUCAAGUGGGGGAAGACAAAAAGGGCGCGUUACUCUUAACGCAUUUGUCAGAUGAAACAUACCGAUUGGCAAGGAACCUUGUUCAUCCUAAGAAGAUUGAGGAAGUCAAGUUCGACGAGUUGGUGAAGGUACUCGAUCAACAUUUUACUCCGAAGCGCUGUACUUUCGCAGACCGUGCGAAAUUUUACGCGGCUACGCGGGAUAUUGGCGAAAGUAUCGAGCAAUGGGCGGCUCGAGUUCGAGGACUUGCGGUGCAUUGCGAGUUUGGGAGCGCGCUCGAUAUGAUAUUGAGGGACAGGCUCGUGCUGGGGUUCAGGGCAGGACCGGAGCGUGACAAGCUUUUCGAACAGGAUGCUGCAACACUCACGUUCGCGAAAGCCGUAGAAGUGGCUCAGCAGGCGGAAUGUGCAAGGAAGGUGAAGGCCUUACCUACCGUGACCGUUAAGGAAGAGCCACUGUACAAGGCGAGCAUGGGCCGGGCGGGCCAAGCGGCCAGCCGAGACCAGCCUAUGCGUCGGUGUAGUGUGUGCGGUUUGAAAGGGCAUGAGGCUGAUAAGUGUCGUUUUAAAAAUUAUCGUUGCCAAAAAUGUCACAAUAAAGGUCACUUGAAAAAGGUGUGUAGUGCGCGUGUGAACAACAUUUCUGUUGAAGAUGUAACUCCAGACGACCAGGAUUGCAGUGACUGUCAGGAAUGUAAAGUCUUUAGUUUAAGAUUCCCAAAUUAAGUCGGGAGGAGUUGAUAUGUAUGUAUGCAUGUCUAUGUGUGCGCGCGCACGCAUCCCAUUACCUACACAUACAAAGUCAGUAAUAAACCAGCUGUGCCUCGGUACGAUUGCGUUUCAUUGCUCCCCACUCUACCCACAUAUAUCUCAG